GAUUGAGCGCGAAUUUGCUGGUCGUGGCGAUCAGCAGAUGCAGGUCCUCGGCUCCCUCGUGGAGAUUUGGAUGCUCCUCAAGCAGCAAACGAUUUGGCCAGCCAUGGGCCUCUUCGAUCAUCACCCAGAACAAGAUGUGGCAGUGGAACCUCCUGUGGUUGAUACAACUGAUCAACAAAUAAGGAUCCUUGACAUGACGACCACGACGAGCGCUAAUCCUCGCGCCACUCCUCCACCUGAAG
Molecule: messenger RNA, 242 nt
Organism: Amoebophrya sp. A25
Lineage: Eukaryota; Dinophyceae; Syndiniales; Amoebophryaceae
Source: the annotation of a GenBank genome assembly